Hemibagrus wyckioides is the source of this 3492-nucleotide messenger RNA. RefSeq names its product ST3 beta-galactoside alpha-2,3-sialyltransferase 8 (gene st3gal8). Gene Ontology annotation, molecular function: beta-galactoside (CMP) alpha-2,3-sialyltransferase activity. The record is from RefSeq and is a predicted model, not a curated record. Lineage: Eukaryota; Metazoa; Chordata; Actinopteri; Siluriformes; Bagridae. The coding region runs from base 807 to 1844 and encodes 345 amino acids. The transcript has 7 exons.
UCUCAUGGUCUUCUAUACUACAUAAAUAUGACGGUAGCUAUUUAGCUCUUCUAGCUAACAAUCUAGAUUAGGGCAUGUUUCCAAAAUACGUCUGAAUUAAGAGGACCCAUGAAAUGAUUUCACACCGGUCGUCUCGGGCACUAAAAUAAGAGAAACCACGCCGUCCAGGCGUCCCCCAAACACCAGUUGUCGAGUUGUUGAUGGAAAACAGGAGAGGUACAGAGGCAUGGGCAGAUUUGCGCUGAACUGACUCAUGGAGGAAAGUUUUACUUCUCGGUGUACUAAAAAAGGGGAGUUAAUGCGCAAGCGCGCACACAGGCGGGCGUGCGCGCACACGCAGGGCUUUCGAUCCGUGAUAUAAAAAAGGGCUGACAAUUUCUUUUGAAACCGGGACCAUGUUACAACAAAGUGAGCGGAUUGAUCAGAGAAAACCAGCGGGAAUGAGGCUGUGAAUCUGUAGACGUUGGCCAUGUGGACUGCAAUAUGAAGACAUUAACUCAAAAGAGAGCUCUGUCAGAAAUUUCUUCUCAUUUCUGUGACCUCAGGAUGGUUUUCCUCUGACCCUUGGCUGGAAAUACAAUCAAUAAUUAAAAGGACCAACUGGAAUAACCAUUCCUGCCAUUUUUCUUCUCAGGCGACAAUCAUUUUGGAUUGGAAACAAGUUUUAUAACCCCCUCAACUCCUCUGGCUGGCUCAGUGGGAAAGUAGACAAUCAAUAGCAAGUUCUGGGUUUAUCAUGUUAAAGUCUGAAGCACUGAUCUAGCACUGAUCACAUCACUUUUCAUUGAAAAGGGUCUGGCCUAACCAUGCUGCUGAAGAAAAAGUUGUGCAUCGCUGCCCUGUUCGGAGGCAUCCUGUUUUUUAUGAUUGCCUCUCACACCAUUCAGAAGAACAGCUUAGAGAUGGACAUGUCUGUUCACAGCAGUACCAGGGUUACACAAACCAAAACUGUAACUGACACUAGUCUACAUCGCUCGUGUGGCUGCUCAACCUGUAUCAAAGACCCGGGCGUUUCAGAGUGGUUCGACCAGCGCUUUGACUUUAAGCAGCAGCCUUACCUAAUUGAUGAAGAAAAUCAAAUAGAUCCAGUCUCAUUAAAGUGGUGGAUGAGCUUGCAGAGUUCAUCAAAUUUGUCCAUAAAUGAAAUAAUGAAGACGAUGUUUAAAGUGAUUUCCCGACCUGAGAAAAAAAGACAUCAGUCAAAUCAGUGUCAGAAAUGUGCUGUGGUUGGAAAUUCAGGAAAUCUGCUGCAGUCCAAGUAUGGAGAUUUGAUAAACAACCAUUCCGUUGUCUUCCGGAUGAAUAAAGCUGUGACUUGGGGUUUUGAGCAAUAUGUAGGGAACAAGACCACUCACCACAUCAUGUACCCCGAGAGUGCUGUGGAUCUGGCUCCUGGUGUACAUCUUGUCCUGCUACCCUUUAAAUUGAGAGACCUUGAGUGGGUGGCCAGUGCCCUUUCAACUGGCAAAAUCAAAAAAACCUACAUGAGAGUGAAAGACCUUGUGCAAGCAGAUAAAGAUAAGGUGAUGGUGGUGAACCCAAGCUUCUUUAAGUACACUCAUGACCGCUGGACAGAGCAACAUGGCAGAUAUCCUUCUACUGGCAUGCUGGCCAUCGUGUUUGCUCUGCACCUCUGUGAUGAGGUGUCAGUGUUUGGAUAUGGGGCAGACUCACAGGGUAACUGGCAUCACUACUGGGAAGACAACAAGUAUGCUGGAGCCUUCCGGAAGACAGGUGUCCACAGCGCUGAUUUUGAACACGGGAUCAUUCAGAAAUUAGAUGCAGAAGGCAAAAUUAAACUCUACUCAAAGGUGGAAAAUAAGUCUCCUAAUGACGUUAAAUGAAUGAAUCAAGGCCACAUAAGCAUAUGACAUACUGACACCGAGCCAAAGACGAGCCACAAGCAGCUGUGAUCCACCCAGCUAUUAAGUGACCACUGUGAGCGACGCUGAACCAAACCCACUGAAUAACAAGCUGUAUUCUCUCAAGACCAAACAGUCCUCUAUUAUUAUUAUUAUUAUUAUUAUUAUUAUUAUUAUUAUUAUUAUUAUUAUGUAAAUGCUCUGUUGUUAUAUGUGCCUUGUGUUUUAUGCUGAAAAAGUGCUUGUGAAGAUGCAGAAGCUAAGAAAAUUGGGAAUAUAAACACAGAUAUGGGGAGCAGCUUGAGGCUGAUUUGUAAAACACUGUGCUCCAACUAACAGCCUUAUAGACACUGGAGAUUUUAGACUGGUACAUCCUUAGACUCAGAGUAAAUUGCAAUGACCAAACCUAAUGGUUCAUGUCUAAGACAACGCUUGUACUGCAUCUGACAGCAAUAUAUAUUUUGUAUUAUAAAUUGACUUUGUAUUUUUACUACAUGGUUCAUUGGAGCAUAUGGAAAAUGGCAUUGUUUUUUUGGACUGUAAUAUGUACUGGAUAUACAUAUGGAUUUUUUUAACAAUCGAGGAGACAGUAUAUAAACACUUAUUAAAAGGAAAAGGCCAGGCUUUGCAGCUACAGUGUGUUGUAUAAGUUUUCUCACUUCCACCCUGCUCCUCCUAGACGUAAGGGAGUGAAUAUUUUGCAAUGCCGUUCUCAGAAUUGGACAUAUGUGGCAUUUCCACAGCAGCAAUGACCAAAACAAAAAGUUCAGUUUAGUAUCAGAUUACUCACUGAUAAUUUAGUUUCUGUAUCACAUGCAUAUGAACACUUCCUGCCUUUCUUAACAUGUGGUUUUAGUAAUAAGUGCGUCCUGGUUUUAAUCAUUGGAAUGAUGGACAGAAUUGAAACAAGGAUGCUCAGUGUCAUUGUGUUAUCAAUAUAAUGUGGUUCAAUUUAUCUUUCAGACUGGUGAAAAAGUGAGCCUUAAAUCAUUAGUUUUAUUUCAGUCUUUCUUGCCACAUUUCCUUUUUUAUAUGCCUGUGGUUUCAUUUGUGAUUUUAUGUUUGUGAAUGUAUUAAGUUUUUUUUUCCCUAUAGACUUCAUUGCCCUGUGUCAAAUAAGUGUUGUUUCUGUGGUCUACUGAGACUCAGUAUUGCCUUGAGCACACAUUCACUUAAAAGAUAAUCAUUCCAUUGAGAUGGAAGGAUAGAGAGAUAGAUAGAUAGAUAGAUAGAUAGAUAGAUAGAUAGAUAGAUAGAUAGAUAGAUAGAUAGAUAGAUAGAUAGAUAGAUAGAUAGAUAGAUAGAUAGAUGAAAUGCAUGAAAAUAAAUCAGUGGACAUGAAUGUUUUCAUUGCAUUAUUAUUUAAAAGUCCAAUAUUCAAAAUGAUAAACAACAAAAGGUUGAAAUUAAAUAGCAAAAAAAAAAAGAGAUCACUAAUACAGAUUACUGUGAGAUUUGUUUGAGAUAUUUUACAUAGUUUUUCAUUUCAGUUGUACUUCGUCAUAGAUUUGAAACAAAGAGAAACACUAUUUUCAUUUGUUAUUUCUCUGUAUUGGCAUUACAAAGCAUUAGCCACAGGCCUUACCUUGUACUCAAGUGUGCAAGUAGAAAAAUAAAGAAGUAAAUCACU